UGGGGUGAAUGUUAGAGACAGCUGUCCACCAGCCAAGCAUAUAAGCAGCUUCACCCAUCCUUCGAUCAUGAAGAUAGGAUCCAAGACACUCACCAUUAGAUAGCCACCUGCAAACAGUUCUCAAGACUCCAGUUCCUCAAAGUUCAAUAUUUACAUACGCUUCAACUUCAUUCAAAAAUCUCAAUAUGUCUGCCAUUAAGAAGGUCGCUGUUGUCGGAGGUUCCGGGAACCUUGGCCCCAGCAUCGUCCGUGGCCUCCUCGACGCCGGGUUUGAAGUCACGGCAGUCUCAAGAAAGGAGUCCAGCGCAACAUUCCCCGCUGAAGCCAUCGUUAAAAAGAUUGACCUCUCCUCAGUCGAGGCCGUCACAGAAGUAUUCAAGGGCCAAGACGCCGUCGUGUCAGUUGUCGGAAAUGCCGGAUUCGGAAGCCAAAAGACCCUCGCUGAUGCUGCCGUCGCCGCUCAAGUCAAGAGAUUCAUCCCCUCAGAGUUUGGAAUCAACACCCGCAAGGCCCGCGGCUCCAAGAUUGGCGGCAUCUUAACCCCCAAGAUUGAGUUUGUUGAUUAUCUGAUCGAGCUCUCCGAGAAGAACAGCUCAUUCACAUGGACUGGUAUCUCUACUGGACCCUUCUUCGACUGGGACUUCAGCGGUGGCCUUCUGGGCUUCGAUGUUAAGAACAAGGCUAUCAGAAUCUUUGACUCUGGAAACGAGCCUGUCUCACCGUCAUCUCUGCCCUUCAUCGGAAAGUCCGUUGCUGGCGUGCUCAAGAACACCGAGGCGACCGCAAACAAGUACAUUGAUGUUGCUUCGUUUACUACCACCCAACGCGAGCUGCUGAAGGUCGUCGAAGAGUUGACUGGCUCCACUUUCACCGUCAGCAACGUCAAGACCGCCGAUCUGGAGAAGACUGCGGAUGAGAAGCUCUCCAAGGGGGACUACAGCGCUUUCAUCGACUUGCUACAGCAGUACAGCUUUGCUGAUGGCAACGAUAACGCCACAAAAGACAACGCUGCGGUGAAGUUGUUGGGUUUGCAGGAGGAGGAUAUCAAGGCCGAGACCAAAAAGGCUCUGGCCGCAUGGAAGUAAAACGUUUUGAGUUACGAAAUUACAGGAUAAUACAUUGGGGACAUUACCUUUUCACAUCUAAUAGUUUCUGUUAUAACUUAUGCCACCUGCGCCACUGUGAGAGUUGUAGCAUUGACUCUGCGUGGUAAGAAGGUCUUACUACAUGUAGGGGGGGAAUAUAAAGCGGCGAUAUGCUAGGCGCUGCGUCGCCAUAGGGUUCAAUUCUCAACAUCCGGUGGAAGAAGUCUGACGGUACUUGGGCACUAUAAAAACCUAGAAGAGCCUGAGACGCCGAGGAAAGUUCAACCGACGUAGAUGAACAAAGCCUGAGACCGCCAAC
Colletotrichum godetiae is the source of this 1404-nucleotide messenger RNA. Its product is annotated as NmrA-like family protein. The transcript has 3 exons. Bases 186 to 1085 code for a protein of 299 amino acids. The record is from RefSeq and is a predicted model, not a curated record. NCBI's taxonomy places the organism in Eukaryota, Fungi, Ascomycota, Sordariomycetes, Glomerellales, Glomerellaceae. Gene Ontology annotation, molecular function: oxidoreductase activity.